CAACCAGCAGCCAACGGGAUUCACAACCAAACCGAGGCGCACUGCUAUUGGGUGCAGCGGAUGGGUUGGACUCCCGUCACCCCGCUGACUGCUACUCUAAUCGCGGGAACGCGACGCGGACAGUCGCUCCUCUGCACCCGCUGGUUAUGGAUCAGGACGCAGCGCGCCUCCCUGCUGUCUGCGGCGCGUAGAAAGGUGCCCAAAUGAACCGCCGCCCUCCCGGCUCCUCUGGAGUGCAAUGGCUUAACAGGAGAGACAUGAGUGUCCGAGCGGAUGACAGCAUCACCCUGUGCCAGAGGGCUCUGCAGAUCGUUACCGAACUUUGCCUUGCGGGACACGUGGACCGAGAGAAAUGCGCGGACAUUUUUCCCUUGGAGAGCAGCAUACAAGGUAAAGGACACGCAGACAUCUCUAUCAGUCUCCUUGCUGUGGUCGUGGGUUUCUGUGGCCUCGCCUUGCUGGUAGUCUCUCUCUUUGUCUUUUGGAAGCUGUGCUGGCCCAUUUGGAGGAGCAAGACUCUGUCGGCCCACGCCGAAAAUGGCCUCCACGUGGGUUUCCCCGAGGCGCCUCCUCCCAGUUCCACUCCGGUCAUCGAGUGCAAAGUGGCGGAGGUGGAGAAGAAACACCCGCCGGAGGUGAAAGUGAACGGACGGAGCAACGUGAAGUACCUUGAAGGAGCCAUGAAGAUCAGUCAGACGUCGCCAGACAUCCCUGCAGAGGUGCAAACAGCCCUGAGGGAGAAGAUCAGCAAACAGCCGACGAAGAUCCAGAGGCAGACGACUGAGCCAACGUCCUCCUCCAGGCAUAAUUCAUUCCGCCGCCACCUCCCUCGCCAAAUGAAUGUCAGCAGCGUAGACUUCAGCAUGGACAAAGUGCCUCUCCGCCAGUCGUCUACACUGAGCAUCGGAAGAAUAAAACCAGAACUGUACAAGCAGAAGUCUGUGGACUCUGAGGAUGAGGCCAAAGGUCAUGUGGAAAUCUGCGGGAAGCUCAGUUUCUCGCUGCUUUACGACUACGAGGAGCAGGCCUUAGUGGUGAGGAUCCUCAAGGCCUUGGACCUGCCGGCCAAAGACUUCACAGGCACCUCCGACCCGUAUGUGAAGAUCUACCUGCUGCCAGAGAGGAAGAAGAAGUUCCAGACGCGAGUUCACCGCAAGACUCUGAACCCCACGUUCGAUGAGACCUUCCGUUUCCCCGUGGCGUACGACGAGCUUUGCAACCGCAAGCUGCACUUCAGCGUCUACGACUUUGACCGUUUCACAAGCCACGACAUGAUCGGCGAGGUCGUGGUGGACAACCUUUUUGAACUGUCUGAUCUGUCGAGGGAGGCAGUAGUAUGGAAGGAUAUCCACGCAGCAACCACAGAGAGUAUCGACUUGGGCGAGAUCAUGUACUCGCUGUGCUACCUGCCCACAGCGGGGAGAAUGACCCUAACAGUCAUCAAAUGCAGAAACCUCAAAGCCAUGGACAUCACAGGCUCUUCAGAUCCAUAUGUGAAGGUUUACCUGGUGUGUAACGGACGGAGACUGAAGAAGAGGAAAACGACAACCAAGAAAAGCACACUCAAUCCUGUUUACAACGAGGCCAUCAUCUUCGACAUUCCCCCAGAGAACGUGGAGCAAGUCAGUCUCUCCAUCAUGGUGAUGGAUUACGAUCGGGUUGGACACAAUGAGGUGAUUGGUGUGUGCCGAGCCGGCCCAGAUGCUGUGGGCCUUGGACGGGAUCACUGGAACGAAAUGUUGGCUUACCCACGAAAGCCCAUCACACACUGGCACGCUCUGGGAGAGGAAAAUACAGUGGAAGGGAAGAGCUGCAAGCUUUGAGAGUCAAGGUUCGUGUCCUUCGCCCAAACCUCUGCAGACUCCCUGACGAUUCCAGGUAGAGUCAGAGCAUCGCUGCUGUGGGAAACCAGAGAUAUUUACUGUUCUGCAGGGAACAGGGAUGGAAAACUGAUCAUUUGUUCUGGGAAUUGAAUCCAACGUCUUUUAUUGAACCAUGGAGACGGCUAUGCACAACACUCACAGGCAUUCAGACAGUUUAUGGAGAGUUUUUACCAUCCAUUUAUAGAGAUAACAUCAAUAAUAAUAAUAUUAAUAACAAGCCUCUCUUCAAGGAGUCCAUGAUAGUUCAUGUGCAACUAUUUAAUCCCUUUCAGUAUUUAAGCUCUUUUAGCCUUUGCUAUUUUAAUUUGAAAUGGCACAAAGUUAAAGGGCUACGCCACUCAGAGCCAUGGAAACAUUUAGUGAAUAAACAAGUCACCAUCCAAUUUCUGCAGGUAGCUAAACAUCUGCAAGGGCUGAGUAAAAUUCAGAAAAUUCAUCCGUCACAUUUAGAGAAACAGCUGCUGCAGAAACGAGUAGCAAACAAAUUACCAGAGCAACAGAGAUCAAUGAAAUACAAGUUUGUCUGAAAUUAUUUUGUGCUGUUAGUUUCUUAAAGCCAAACUGAACCGCAAAAUCUAGUAAAAAAGCUGAGUAUUUAUUUUUUUACUGACACAAAAGUAUUUAGGUAACACAAAUAAAACUUAAUCUUUGUACUUCCUUUAUAGUAAAGCUGAGGACUCCAUUGAUUUAGCUUCAGUUGGUUAGAAGUUUCCAUUAGUCUAGGGCUUUUACUGACCUAUUUGAAUUGUUUUUUUUCCAAACUGGAUGAUUAUAAAGCUGGAAGGAGUGGAUACAUUUUCCACCCGCCAGGUUGGACCCCCUUUUACUCUAAAAUUGCCUUAGUUCGUAAUUAAUUUGAUAAAUAAAAGUGUCCAUUUUGACAUUACAGCUUUAAACAGCAGCUGCAAACUCAUCCACUGCAUCAAGGAUGUGUCUUCAAAAUAUAAAAUGUUGUCCUAUUGCAAUCAAUUAUGGGACUAUGAUGGGAUUUGAGGGAAUUGCUGCUCUGUUUUAAAAACUCUGCUACAAGUUUCAACAAAAUAGCAAUUCUUAGGACGGAUAUUUCCCAGUUUGUUGUAUGGUCACAAAAAGACGGUUCAAAGAAAUCAUCAAACAUCUAAAAAUUAUUAGAGUGGUAAGAAGGCGUAAACUUUUAUCUGCAACUGUACAUAAAUCAAUACCACAUUAACAGAUUAUCUCAAAUAUUGAAUUAAACGUUACUUGGGAGACUGAACAAAAACCUUUUUAAUUAAAUAUUCUUCAUUGUCAUAAAUUCAGGGAAACACUAUGAAUUCAUAUACCGAAUAUCAAAUUCAUUUCUGAAAUCUUCAUGUUAGUAAUAAAAUAUUCAGCCUAGCAAUUAGAGAAAGGCUAUGCACUGUUAUCUUAUUGCACAUGCAGUAUAUGAUGCUUUCCUUCUGCUUUAUCCUCAGUAUGAAAAAAGUCCUAUUUUUACUUGUAGCAUGUCUGUCGCCACUUUAAAUAAAAAAAGCACCUACUGAAGAGAAAAGAGUGCAAUGUUUAACUCUAAAAAUUUUAAAUUUUGUGUUUACAGUUGUGUAGAUAUCAAUGCACAGAAUCCUGUGGACACAGCUCUGUUUCAUAAAAAGUUGGGACUGUGUAAAUAAAAAGCAGAAUGCUGUGAUGUUCAGAUGAUGUCAACAUUAAAUUAUUAUAGUUGCAUCACAACAAAAUUUGGACUUAUACUCGUUAGAAAAAUCACUAAAUAAGUAAUUCUGCAGAUAAUGAAUCACCAAUAGGGAUCCACUGCAGUUCUUUGAUGAAUUAUCAUGGUUUCUAUGCUAGAAAACUAGAAAAUAUAUAUUUAUCAUCACUAUAUAACUGUAUGCAUAUUGCAAAAAUACUGCCUGAUUGCAAAUGCUGUCGAAUUAUUUAAGUAAAAUGCAUAAAACAAUGAGUUUGAUUAAGUUGAUUUGAUGCCAAAACUGCAAAUAUUGAACAGAACCAAAAGCAGAAAGACAUUUAACACUUUUUAGCCUUUUAUUUUCAUUUAAGUUUCCUCUCAAUAAGCAAAUACCCCCUGGUCUACUUUGUACGCAGUGACAAAUGUCAAUUUAAAAAGUUUCUGCUUAUAUUUUAGCAGGGAUGGAAAGAGAUAGAAUGCCUGUUUUGGUUUUGCAUUUUGGUCAUAAGUUUGUGAUGUAUUUCUACCCUAAAGAGAAAGAUAUAAAACUACAGAUAUCUCACAAAUGAUCUAUUAACAUACAUGGAAAACCUUAAGAAAACCUUAUAUUAUAGCAGAAAGUACGGUGUCCACCGUAAGAAAAACUUUCAGUAUUUAAUUAUGAACUGAUCAGUACGUAAUUGCGAGAGAAAGAAAACAAAAUUCUCCAGGUCCGUUAGGGGACUCCGUAGAUUAAACAAAACUUCAAUUUUCAAAAUUACAAAAAGAAAAUCCCUUUUUGUGUUAAGACAGUAUUCUGCUUCUAAUUACAUCCCACACAGAUCCUAAAUGCGUUUUGGAAGCAGGGUUGUUCUCGACAGCAGCUCUGUUUGUAAAUACCAAGAAGUGAAACCUGGCAAGUUGUUGUGAAUUUAUGGAAAAACAAAGACAUCAAAAUGUAUUUCUAUCCUUUGGUGACACUUUAAAAGUCUCAGACUUGUAUUCAAGUGACAUUUCUACAUGUCCUGUAAUAGUCGUGAACAAAUAAGUGGAGCUGGGAAACCCAGCGAAGCCAACUCUUAACUUAUCAACUCGUUCUGUAUGUAGGAGACUAGAGCUUUGAGCUGUAAUUGUUUAACUAUUCGGUUCAAUCUGUAUUAAGCAAGAAAUAACUGCUGCCAAUGUCAUGAUGUGUACAGUUUGUGAUAACUUUUGUAAAACAUUGGAGAUCUUAUUUAUUGUAAUUGUUUCAUAUGUAUUUUAAAAACAAAUAAAAAUGUCAUGGUUUGUCU
Messenger RNA from Xiphophorus hellerii (green swordtail), 4799 nucleotides. It is a transcript of the gene syt10, whose product is annotated as synaptotagmin X. Gene Ontology annotation, molecular function: SNARE binding; calcium ion binding; phosphatidylserine binding. Gene Ontology annotation, biological process: calcium-ion regulated exocytosis. The record is from RefSeq and is a predicted model, not a curated record. Gene Ontology annotation, cellular component: plasma membrane; exocytic vesicle. Bases 204 to 1823 code for a protein of 539 amino acids. Lineage: Eukaryota; Metazoa; Chordata; Actinopteri; Cyprinodontiformes; Poeciliidae. The transcript has 8 exons.